Messenger RNA from Andrographis paniculata, 3039 nucleotides. Its product is annotated as linoleate 13S-lipoxygenase 3-1, chloroplastic-like. The record is from RefSeq and is a predicted model, not a curated record. The transcript has 9 exons. The coding region runs from base 43 to 2754 and encodes 903 amino acids. Gene Ontology annotation, molecular function: metal ion binding; protein binding; oxidoreductase activity, acting on single donors with incorporation of molecular oxygen, incorporation of two atoms of oxygen. Lineage: Eukaryota; Viridiplantae; Streptophyta; Magnoliopsida; Lamiales; Acanthaceae. Gene Ontology annotation, biological process: lipid oxidation.
CUAGCAAGAAAGAACCUCAUCAGUCUCACAACAGCAACAACAAUGGCGAUCACCUCCAUCUCUCUACCCAAACCUUUUUCCCUGCAUCAUUCAUCAGCCACUCCUCUUUCCAUAUUGAAAACCAAAACAUACAGAUUCUCUUACAUCUCCGAAAAAUCGAAUUUUCCGAGAAUGCGCAAGGUUGUAAUGACGCUGAGAGAAUCCCCGGCUGCUCCGGUGCAAGAAGAUCUUCGAGAGAAGCCCGCGAUGCUCAAUACGACAGCUCUUGUAACGGUGAAGUUCAAAAAAUCAGGGAAUCCUGCGGAGGCUAUUUGUCGCGGCUUGAAGGGUGCAUUGGGACAGGAAGGUGUAAUUCUGCAGUUAGUGAGCAAUGAAGUUGAUCCGAAAACAAUGAAGGCUAAGCUUAGCAAAGAAGUAGUGCUAAAAUGGUCGAAUAGCGCAAAGGUUGAAGGAAAAGGCGAAGGCGAUGAUUGUACUUACAAGGUGAAGUUUGAUAUUGAUCCCGAUUUUGGUAUCCCGGGAGGCAUUCAAGUUCGGAGUCAAUGUGACGAAGAGUUCUUCCUUGUGAGUGCAUCGGUUGGAGAAGUUCGAUUCAUUUGCCGAUCAUGGGUGCAGCCGGAAAAGAUCAGCCCGGCGGCGAGGAUCUUCUUUUGUGACAAGGCAUAUCUACCCUCUCAGACUCCAUCGGGACUGAUCGAGCUCCGGCGGCGAGAACUUACCGAUUUAAAAGGCGACGGGAAUGGAUCGCUGCUGCCAACCGACAGAAUAUACGACUACGAUGUGUACAAUGACCUCGGCAGGCCGGACAGCGGACCUGAUUUAGCAAGGCCUACUCUCGGUGGUAAUCCAAACUACCCUUAUCCGAGAAGGUGUCGAACGGGGCGCCCUCCAACAGCUACCGACAAGAAUGCCGAGAGCGCGCCAAGUGCUUCGCUGCCAAUGUACGUCCCUAGAGACGAAGAUUACGAAGAACAGAAACAGGAAUUUAUGGCGAAAGGACAGUUGAAUGUAGUAUUCCGUAACAUAAUUCCUGUUGUGAUAUCUCUAAUAUUCGGCGAGGAGAACUUCUACUUAGCAGUAGAAGUAAACAAAGAACAGGCGCGGAGUAAGACCAAAAUAAAAUUUGCGUCGCUCGACGAUUCAUUGAAUGGAAAUCCAAUCGUGCAAAUUCUUCGCGGGAUUCAGGAGAUAAUAGAGGGAUCCCUUAACUUGAAUCCUCCCAAGUACAUUUCAGAGGAGUUCGUGUGGGGAUUGCCCGACGAUGAAUUUGGUCGAAGAGUUCUUGCUGGCCACAACCCUGUAAACAUAGAGAAGCUAAAGAUUUUUCCUCCGGUAAGCAAACUCGAUUCGUCUAUCUACGGGCCGCAAGAAUCAGCAUUGAAAGAAGAACACAUAGCAAGCUCUCUAGAAGGAAUGUCUGUGCAACAGGCGAUGGAUGCAGAUAAGCUGUUUGUAUUGAACUACCACGACAUCUAUCUCCCUUUCGUGGAUCGAAUAAAUGCAAUCGAAGCGCGCAAGAUGUAUGCGACAAGAACUAUUUUCUUCUUGACUUCAUUUGGAACUUUGAAGCCCAUUGCAAUCGAGCUUAGCCUUCCGGCGGCGACGGAUGAGAAAGUCUCGCGUAAAAGAGUUCUCACUCCUCCGACUGAUGGCGCCACCGACUGGCUAUGGGAACUCGGCAAAGAGCACGUCUGCACGAACGAUGCAGCAAUCCACGCCGUUGUUAAUCACUGGAUGAAGAUACAUGCUUCUAUGGAGGUAUUCGUGAUAGCAACUCAUCGAAACCUAAGCGUGAUGCACCCGAUCUUCAAGUUGCUGCAUCCUCACACACGGUAUUUCCUUAAGACCAACGGAUUCACACGCGACAGUCUCAUAAACGCAAAUGGAAUAUUCGAAGCAAACAAUGCUCCAGCCGAGUAUUGCAUGCAGCUCAGCAGCUCGGCAUAUCAAGAUUGGAGGUUCGACUUAGAAGGCCUUCCGGAAGAUCUCAUAACAAGGGGAAUAGCAGUGCCCGAUUCCACGCAACCCCACGGCCUAAAACUUUCAAUCGAGGAUUAUCCGUAUGCGCAAGAUGGCCUCCUUAUAUGGUCUGCAAUCGAAAACCUGGUGACAAAAUAUGUGAAUUACUACUAUCCAGAGGCAAAUCUUAUUCAGAAUGACACAGAGUUACAAGCCUGGUACAGUGAGGCAGUCGAAACCGGCCAUGGGGAUCUCGCAGGAGCAACAUGGUGGCCUAAGCUCUCGAUCCCAAGCGAUCUGAUCAGCAUUCUGACAACGAUCAUAUGGAAAGUAACAGGACAGCAUGCUGUACACAACUUCGGACAAUAUCCUUACGCCGGCUACAUCCCUGCCCGGCCGCCAUUUAUGAGAAAAUUUCUGCCCUCGGAGCAAGAUCCCGACUACGAACGCUAUCUUGCGAAUCCUCGAGAAUAUUUCCUGUCGUCGAUCCCAAGUUUUACGCAGGCUGCACAAUAUGCAGCUGUGCUUGAUCUAGGCUCCGGGCAUGCUCCUGAUGAAGAAUACAUUGGAGAGAGGAAAGACCUGUCGAGUUGGGGCGGGGUGCCGGAGAUUUUAGAGGCGUUCGACGAAUUCUCCAUGGAUAUGAAAUCGAUUGAGGAGGAGAUUGUUCGAAGGAACUCGGAUUCGGGACUGAGGAACCGGUGUGGAGGUGGAGCAUUCCCUUUUGAAUUGCUGAUUCCGAGCUCGGAAUCUGGAACGACGAGCAGAGGUGUACCUAACAGUGUAACAGCUUGACAAGGAGCAACAAGAAUAUUAAGUACGUGGAAGAUCUAAGGGAACAAUCGGUGAAUUCAAAUCAUGUUGAAUAGAGGAAAUAAGUCCCUGUAUCUAAUGGAGAGUGAUCUCAAAACAAAAUGUUAUUCAAAGAAAAAAUCAGUCAACUAUUUGAAAUUUAAAAUUCAAAAUGUCUCUGGUAUUCAAAUAAUUAAGUGUAAAAAAAAUGUUAAAAAUUAGUGGUAGAAUCCACGGUUAGAAAAUGUAAACCUUUGAAUUUAAUGAACAAAAAUAUAAAUAUGUAGA